Molecule: messenger RNA, 1797 nt
Organism: Sesamum indicum (sesame)
Lineage: Eukaryota; Viridiplantae; Streptophyta; Magnoliopsida; Lamiales; Pedaliaceae
Product: transferases, transferring acyl groups
Biological process (GO): protein localization to plasma membrane; GPI anchor biosynthetic process
Cellular component (GO): endoplasmic reticulum; membrane
Molecular function (GO): glucosaminyl-phosphatidylinositol O-acyltransferase activity
Source: RefSeq, a predicted model, not a curated record
UUUACAGCUUUUCUUCUGCAAAAUUUUCUCAAGCAUUUCGAAACGAAGUUGGCUCAUCCAUGGACUCCUUCAAUCUCAACAGACAUCUCAAAGAACAAUUUGUGAGCAACUUAACGGGAUCUUCGAAGCUCGAAAUUUUCUUUCUCAUCACAAAUGUUUCUAUUUUGAUUCUUGUUAGACAUGGCAUCAGUUGGAUCAAUUCUGCUUCUGCUAAGAAAGAUGAUAAUGCUGCGGGUAGUGGCAAGAGCAUGAAAGCGUACUUUGGAUCUUUGCUUGUUGACUUUCUCUGCCUUGCUGUUCCUUACAUACUAUUUGUGACUGUUCUGGCAGAAUGGACUUAUCAGAACACGUUCGUGAUGCUUUUGCAGUUGAUCUUCCUGAGAACAUUUGAGAGAAACCGAUCUUCAUUCUUGCAGGAAGAUGACCUAGAAGUCGUUAGGACAAAUAUAUCAUCUUAUAGGGUUUCCAUGAUGCUUCUUACAUGCACCUCUAUUUUGGCUGUUGAUUUUAAGAUAUUUCCCAGAAGAUAUGCGAAAACAGAGGCAUAUGGCACUAGCUUGAUGGAUCUUGGGGUAGGUUCAUUUGUAGUGGCAAAUUCCUUGGUUUCACGGCAGGCGCGUGGCAUCUCGAAUAUGACAUUGAGACACACCCUUAUUUCGACUAGUCCUUUAAUUGUUUUGGGGUUUGCUCGACUUAUUUCGACAUCAAGUGUAAAUUAUCAGGUUCAUGUUGGGGAAUAUGGUGUCCAUUGGAAUUUCUUUUUCACUCUAGCUGCUGUGUCUAUCCUCACGUCAAUUAUUAACGUUCAUCCAAAAUACUGUGGGAUUCUUGGUUCCUUUAUCCUCAUUGGGUACCAAGCUUUACUAUUAAGUGGGUUUAAUAAAUAUCUACUCUCUGAAGAAAGGGGAACGGACAUCUUCAGUCAAAACAAGGAAGGAAUAUUUAGCAUAUUCGGGUAUUGGGGUAUGUAUCUUCUUGGUGUCAGAAUAGGAAGCCAUCUCUUCUUUAGAGACAAACUUGAUAGUAUCACAAAAACCAAGAAAUGGACAAGGACUAGAGUUUGGGCUCUUUGCCUUCUUUUCUGGUCAGUAACUUUGCUUGUGGACUGGCAAGUUGAACCAAUAUCUCGUCGAAUGUGUAACUUGGGCUACGUAUGUUUCACUUUAGCUUCCAACCUUCAGGUGCUAGCCAUACUAAUGAUGUCUGAUUAUGUAUCGGGAUGCAAGAGUUCAGCUCUAGAAGAUGCACUUAAUCAAAAUUUACUGGCAACUUUUCUUCUGGCCAACAUCCUUACAGGAUUGGUGAACUUGUCCGUUGACACCCUGUCUGUAUCCUCAACCUCAGCUCUGGCUAUCCUGUUCGCUUAUGCAUUCGUUUUAUCUUUUGCUGUUGGACUUGCUGGUUUUCUUGGCAUUAAGUUUAAGUUCUGGUAGUGAUUGGUAAGACUUGUUUGAUUUCUCUUCUUUGUCCAGAAACUGUAACGUUAACUAUGCUAGAAUGAUUUACGAUCUCAUGUAGCCCUACUGCGCCUCAUUGAUCGCAAUGUGAUUCAGGCCUAAUCAUCCUUCCAACUGCAGAAUUACAGUGUUGAUUAGUCCGUACUGGUGGAUGGAAGUAAAGAGAGAGGAGUACUCAAAAAACUAAUUCUUUAUCUACUAAAAAUACAACGAUUCAUAAUUCUCCAGAAAUACCGAAUUUCUUUGUUUGUAGAAUAGGAGUGGAUGUAUAUAUAUCCAUUGUAAUUGUAUUGGGUGCAUAGUCAAAUUAUCAAUCAGCAGAAAAUAAUUGAUCCCUUCA